AAAGAAUUAAUAAUAAACGAAAACGUCAAAUCAAAUGAAAUGAAAAACCAAACGGAUCCGGCCGGGCCGCCACAUUUUGUAUAUUGCGCGUACAUUGCUAAAAAUGAAUAAUAGUUAAGAAUUUUAUCUUUAAAGUUCAAAAAUGGAGGAUGAGGAUUUUCUUCAACCAUCUCAGUUCUCCCGGACACAACAGCGCAGCAACUCCACCAAUCGCUCCCAAAUGGUCACAAGCACCAUGAACCCGUCACCCAGCGGUUCCCAAGUCAGGCCGAGCCAGCCGAACCAGGCCCGCAGUCAGCCAUCAUUUCAGACAGAGCUGUCGCAGAUUCAAGAUGGGCUGAGGUUUCUUACUGAUAGAAUACAACAGCUUUCUGGAAACAGGGGCAUCCAGCGACCAGCGACAGCAGAACUUAAGCCGAACGUUAAAGAAGAAUGCCAGAUCUGCCACAAACUUUACGCCAACAAAACGACACUCUUCAGACACUACCAAGGUAUUCAUAAGGAGAUGAACCCAGAGAGGUUCCAUGGCUGCUUGGUUAACAGCACUGUAGUUAGUCUCGAUGCUUCUUUCAGAGAGAUACAAUGUCCUAUCUGUGCAUAUUUAGCUCCCACGCAAAGUGCUCUUGAUGCCCAUAAUAGAACUACUCAUAGCAAUGUAGUUAAUGCAAAUGUAAAUGUAGCUCCAACUCAAAUCACUGUUGAUGCUCAAAAUAAAGCAAAUAAUACAGCUACAGCUGUCACCAGUAACGUGAAUAAUGGUAAUUUUAAAGAUAAAAUGCACAAAUGUGAAGAAUGUGCUUGUUAUUUUGAAGAGAAAAGCAAAUUCGAUGAGCACAUGAAAGUACAACAUGGUUUUGAAGUUGUAUGUAAGAUUUGUAACAAGAAUUUCCUCUUUAAAGACAUUGAUGGACAUGUUAAGAAGAAACAUCCUGAUGUCUAUAACAAGAAGCGUAAAGAUAACGUUGAAAAUAUCAUUGUUGAGAAAGUGAUGAAAAGUAAAAAAGGGAGGGUUCAUGUUUUCAUUUGUACUAAAUGUGGUACUAAAAUUUAUGACAAGAUGGAAGCAGAAAGGCAUGCUAGAGGCCACAAAAAGGGGCUUAAAAUAAAAGUAACUCCAAGAAACAAAGUAGCAAAUGCUGAAGAAAGCAUUCCAGUAGUGAGCUUAGAUGAUGAUAACGUUAUACUCACAUGCACCAAUUGUGAUAUUUCUACAGGUUCCUACGAUGCUGCUGUUGAACAUUCACAAAACCACAUAACAAAUAAUAUACAAUUUGUGACACAAAUUUGUGAAAUAUGCGAUUUGAAGUUUGAACCAUUAUGCUACAAGAAACACAUUGACUUGCAUUACAGAAACAAAGAAAUACACAGAGAAUCGUUUAAAUACUUUAAAUACAGAUAUGAAUUCCUGUCCUUUGAAAAUUGGCUCAAUUGUUUUGAUAUGACCGAGCCUGUAGUGAAAAAAAUUAUAUCUGAAAGCAUUUAUGCACACACACGGUCUGUUAAAAUGAGGGUCUUGCAUGAAGGUUCAUACAGACUUUACAAAUGUUGUAAAUGUGAUAAUUUUGUAGAGCCGGCCGCGGUGUACAACCAUACUGUGAACUACGACACUUGUGUCAAAAUUAAGUGUAGUUAUCCUUGCAAAAUUUGUAAAAGGACCUUCAACAAUCGAUUGGCUAUAAACAACCAUAUAAAGAAUCACAAAAGCGAAGAGGCAUAUAAGAUUGUGUUAUUCAAUCAUGAAAAUGAUAAAGAAUUAAAUGAAGUACUUAAUGCUAAUAAAUUGCAAAAUACUGCGAGCACCAGUAAUGGUAAUCUUUCCAAUGUACUGUAUAAAUGCUUAUGCGGUCUUUGUUUCGUAAGAAAAGAAACUGCUGAUAAACACAAAAUUAUAUGCCCUGGAAAAGAUGCCAAAAAUCCUUGUCUAAAAUGCAACAACAAAUAUUUCUUCACUCAAAAAGAGUUAGUGGCGCAUGCCUUUGAACAUCAUCAGAACGGAAUACGAAUUGUUAUAGAAAAUAUUCAUCCUGAAGUUAUUGUGGUUGAUUCUGACGAGGAAAUCAUUGAAAUUGAUUCAAGUGAUGAAGACGACGGCCAAAAUGAAGGUGUUAACAAUAUUCAGAUUAGAGCUAUAAAAACUGAACAUGCAAUCCAAAGUUCCAGUGAUGAGGCUGGCAAACAGAACAUGAAUACGAUAGGGAUGGCAGCAGCUGACGCAGGCGUCACAAACGAAGAACAUAUGGCUUUGGAAGCCGCUACAUUAGAUAUAGAAAAAACAGAGCAAGAUGAUACAAAUGAAGAUGAAAAUAGACCUAAUCACGAAAUGGGAGAAAUGAAUAAUGAAAUGACCGAUGACGAUUCUCAAGACACAAUUUCUUAUGAAAAUACAGAAACCUGCUCAGAUGCAGUUACCCAACCUCCUGAUGUAAACGAAGAGGGUCAAUUAAAAUUAGUUGCGCCAAAUUUGUUAAUAAACCCAUUCCAUAACCCCUUUGAAAACGGGUUUCUAAAAGUAUGGGAUGUUGGAGCGUUAAACAGAGAAAUUAACACUGAUAUCGAGAAUAUAAGAAACCAAAUUGAAACGACGACUGACAAACCAUCUAAUGAAUUUGCUAUAAAAAAAGAGAAAUCUUGGUUGUAUGAUCCUACUGACUUUUCUCAUAUUUCUAAACGACGGUCUUUAAGGCAAGAAAUGCGUCCAAGUUCUAGUAAUCAACUAGUUCCAGAAGUGGAGUCACUAUUAACAGAUGAGGAAACAGGCAUCAAUCCAGACAAAGAAGAAACAGGACAUAAUAAUAUGCGCAAAGAUUAUACAGACAACAAUGUAUCUAGCAAUGCCCAAACAGGUAUAGAUCACACUAUUAAUGGUAUAAAUGAUGAACAAAUAUUAAAUGAAAUAUCACACAUUAACAAUCGCAAUGAUAAUACACAUGAAACUUUAAACAACAUUGAAGAUAUACAUGACAGAAUUGAAGUAGAUAAAGAUAAUGACGCCCAAACAGAGUUGAACAGAAAUGAUAGUCACGGGGUUAAUAUAAAUAAAUCUCGAAUUCUGAAUGAAGAAAUAGAAAAUAAUGAAGAUCAUGACGACGACCUUUUUCUUCCAUCUCUACCACCAGGCAUUGAAAAUCGUGGACACAUUGAGCUUAAUAACAAUCAGAAGGAAAUUCCUAAAGUUAUGCGUGAAGAACAAGUAUGUAACCAAGUACACUUAUCUAAUGACACAACUAAUGUUGAAACAGAUAACCCAACUGAGAAUGCAGACGAGACAGAACACAAUACUAGAUCUGAGAAUGAAAAGAAUGAUUCCCUUAAUGCAGACAGCAUUGUAAAUCAAACAGAAAUUGAUAAUGAUAAAGUAGGUGAAAAUUAUAAUAUGGAUUCUAGGCCAUCUGUUCUCGAAGACACACCUACAAACACUAAUAUUGGCGGAAAGGAUAUGGAUUCUAGGCCAUCCUUUGUGGAAUACACACCAAGAACUACUAUUGUUGAUGAAAAAGAUUUGGAUUCUAAGCCAUCUGCUCCGAAAGAUACAACAACCACUAACAUUAAUGAUAUUAGUAGUAAUAUUCAAGUAGUUUCGAAUGAGCCUCCAGAAAACCAAAUAAUGGCUACAGAUAAUAUAAUUAACAUAAAAAGAGAGUUCCAAUACAUGAAUAUAAAUAUAAAAAGAGAAUUAAUUGAGGAAAACGAAAACACUGAAAAUAGCUGUGAUAAAGAUAAUCUAGUACAAAUAAAAAGAGAACCAAAUUAUAAUUUAGAGAACGUAUACAAAGAUAAUAAAGAAAAUGAUUUUAUUGAUACGGAAAACGUGAAUAAUGAUAACUAUAAUAAUUGUAGUAUUUUCUAAAAAUACGAUGACAUUUCUUUUUCAACGUUUUUUUUUAAAUUAUAAUUAAUGUUUAUGUUAAAUAAGUGACUUACGUGCGUGAGUCGGCAGCAAAAAUAUUAUACUUUGAUUUUUUUAGCAUUAGAAAAGGGGUAAACAAUCUUGAGUCUUUUUAUUGAAAAACGCUUUAAAUAAAAUAGUAACUAAUUAUUACUUAUGAAACCAAAAGAAUGUAAAUGAUCAUAAUAAUAUGUAUUUGCUUAACACAUGUUACAUAUUUGCUGUGAUUUAUUUUUCAAUAAAAAGAUUCGUCAAUAUCCGGUCCACACAGAGCGAGAAUACGCGC
Messenger RNA from Cydia strobilella, 4172 nucleotides. RefSeq names its product GATA zinc finger domain-containing protein 14-like. Gene Ontology annotation, cellular component: nucleus. Gene Ontology annotation, biological process: regulation of transcription by RNA polymerase II. Gene Ontology annotation, molecular function: DNA-binding transcription factor activity, RNA polymerase II-specific; RNA polymerase II transcription regulatory region sequence-specific DNA binding. NCBI's taxonomy places the organism in Eukaryota, Metazoa, Arthropoda, Insecta, Lepidoptera, Tortricidae. The transcript has 3 exons. The record is from RefSeq and is a predicted model, not a curated record. The coding region runs from base 143 to 3847 and encodes 1234 amino acids.